ACUGUUUCCUGCCCACCCAGCUCCCUCCGUUUCCUGCUUGGUCCCCUCUCCUCUUUCUUCUGUAUUGGGUCACAGAAGACAGCACCUGUAAUAGCACUUUGCCCUCUGCUACCUGGCUGCAACCCUGGGCUGCUGAGAAGGCAUACAGUGUCCUGGAGCCAAUCCCAUGGGAGAGAAGUCUUCAAUGAGAAAGAAGCUCCAUAACUCAGCUCACAGAAACUGCACUGCUUCCUGCCACACCCCUUUUUCUGGUAAGUGUGGACGUUCAUGCAGUAAAGAGAGCAUCAUGGUGGCUUUCAAAGGGGUCUGGACUCAAGCCUUCUGGAAGGCAGUCACAGCAGAGUUUCUGGCCAUGCUUAUCUUCGUUUUGCUCAGCCUUGGAUCCACCAUCAACUGGAGUGGCUCAGAAAACCCCUUACCUGUGGACAUGGUCCUCAUCUCUCUUUGCUUUGGACUGAGCAUCGCUACCAUGGUGCAGUGCUUUGGCCACAUCAGCGGUGGCCACAUCAACCCUGCCGUGACAGUGGCCAUGGUGUGCACGCGCAAGAUCAGCAUCGCCAAGUCGGUCUUCUACAUUGCUGCACAGUGCCUGGGGGCCAUCAUUGGAGCCGGCAUCCUCUACCUGGUCACACCUCCCAGCGUGGUGGGAGGCUUGGGCGUCACGACGGUUCAUGGAAACCUUACCGCUGGCCAUGGGCUCUUGGUAGAGUUGAUAAUCACGUUCCAGCUGGUUUUCACUAUUUUUGCCAGCUGUGAUUCCAAACGGACUGACGUCACUGGUUCAAUAGCUUUAGCCAUUGGAUUUUCCGUUGCAAUUGGACAUUUGUUUGCAAUUAACUAUACCGGAGCCAGCAUGAAUCCAGCUCGAUCCUUCGGACCUGCAGUUAUCAUGGGAAACUGGGAAAACCACUGGAUAUACUGGGUUGGACCCAUAAUCGGCGCCGUGCUGGCGGGCGCCCUUUAUGAGUACGUCCUCUGCCCCGAUGUGGAACUCAAACGGAGCCUGAAGGAAGCCUUCAGCAAAGCUGCUCAGCAGACAAAGGGGAGCUACAUGGAGGUGGAGGACAACAGGAGCCAGGUGGAGACAGAGGACUUGAUCCUGAAACCUGGGGUGCACGUGAUCGACAUUGACCGUGGCGAAGAGAAGAAGGCCAAAGAGUCGUCUGGAGAGGUCUUGUCUUCGGUAUGACUAGAGGGCAGCACUGAAAGCAGGAGAGCCUCCCUAGCCCUGGCCUCGGAUUUCCUGCCACCCAUUAAGGAAACAGAUUUGUUAUAAAUUAGGCAGGUGCGGGUUUCUCGUUUCAUGUCUUAUUUUACUCAGUUUAAACAACAUAUAUUUUACUAGUAUCAGCGGGGGAAGAAGAAACCUAUGAGGAAUACGACAUUUUAAAACAGAGAUCUUGUUUAAAAAGUAUCCCCGAAGCAAAUAUGCAAAAUAGUUUAUCCGGUUCCCUUUCGCUAAUAACAACUGAACAGGUGAACCAAGAUUUGGUCAAGUCUUGCCUCUUACAGAGCACGUGGGCACCUCUGUGAGGAAGCUGGCAUUGCCAGUCCUCACUUGAGAAGUGACUCCAUUGGACUGAGUUAACAAUGACAAAGUGUACCCUGUCACGGAGUCACGUGCAUUCAAGAGAAGAAUUGGAGCAAAUUCUCUCCUAAGCCAUCCUGUCCUUAUAAACUACCUCGGAAAGGAAACGAUUAGCAAAGGCCAUCGCUGAUAUUAGUAUUUAUAUGGCAAAUAUCUGAUUGUCAGAUCCCAACCCCAACUCAUUAGAAUCCUUCUUCCUCCCCAGAAUCCAAGAAACUAUAGGGCUAAAAUCAAAAAUAUCUGGAAAGAAUAUUAAUUUCUCUCCAUGCAUUAGUUCCAUCUAAAGAGACGUGCAUGCGAACAUCAGCUGAGGUUCAGGACAGCCAGACCUGCGGGGUCUGGUGGGAGGGGGAGCAAAGGUUUCCACAGUCUCACGGCUAUCACGAGGAGAAGGGAAAUCUGUGUUCUGUCGUCAAAUGACUGGUCUGUUUUCAGUGCACAUACUUAAUCACACCACACAAGAUUAACCGCCUAAGCUUGUAACUGCUUCACUUACUUUUUUAAAUUUAUUGGAAAAACUGGGGCAUUCGUUUGUCAUCGUGGUCUCUGUAACGAAACCCUCGCUGAGGUAUUUUGGACAGGAGCUUGGCUGGUUGAGUGCUGACUUGCUGUUAGUGUCCAAGUCCUGCUUAGUGUAGAAGGUACGAACUGGCCCUGCCCCACCCCAUCUGCCGACGUUGCCUCGCUUCCCACGGCAUCUGUUGGUGAUCACCACUGUGAGUAUAACGACACCUAUUUGUGUGAAUUGAGAUAUGCGGCCGACAAGGUGCAACGUGGUUGCCAAAUAAAACGGUGAGGAGGCUGGCUCUGUUUGAUGCUCCUAGGUGGCCCAUCUUUCAUAGUGCACAUCAGCUUAACGUGUUUUCCUCCUAUUUACCCUACUGCCUGGUUUACUUGUUAAAAUCAUUUGUUUUUCCACACCGCUUUGCCUUCCGCCAGGAGAAAGCUCUGUGGAAACCCCAGUUUCUACCAUCGUAACAGCCCAGCCUAGCGUUUAUCUUAGACAAUAGCACUGCAAAUGUCAAUUUCACUAAACAAAAGUUAGUAGUGGGAGAGAGAGAAGAGCCAUCUCUGGGAGGACCAGCUUGUAAAUAGCUGAUAAUCAAGGGCUUUCUUCUCCCAAGCCCAAUUCCAACUGUGUGUGACUUCUUAUUGUUAAUGGCAGUUUUGUGUCUGUGGCAGUGAGAUAAUGGACCACUAUUAAACCUGAUUCUCUUCGGUGCUAGGAAACUGAUGUGCAAGUUCCCAGACAGCCAUGAGGCUGGUGUGUGCCUCUCAAUGCCACCGGCACAUUUUCUGGUAGAUGCUGGAAGCACAGGUCCCUUUUUCAGGGCUUUGAAUAUACUACGCCACAGACAUAAGCACUCACAGAAACAGGGCAAGAAUCUUCCAAGCGUGGUUUGUGCCCAUUAUUUCAACGGUUUUCCCAAUAUACUACGUAGGCUUAAGAACAGGGUGCUUCGGUUGGUAAUAUCAAGCACCAACAAACAUGGGAGAUCAAAAACAAACUUAGUUAACAAGGAAUAGUUACGCCGCAGAUUUCUGAGUGCGCUUUCAAAAUUGUGGCCUGCAAUUGUUUUUAUUAUGCCAUAGUUUUCUUCGUUUGUGCUCACUUUAACACUCAUUUCCAAUGACAGCAUUCAAUAUGGUAGGGACUGAAAAACACAGAAUCAUGGCUUUGUGGUUUGUUCUUUAGCAGCUGGCAGAGUGCCAGGCACACAGUAGGUAAUCAAAAGUAGCAUGUUAUUUGAUAAAAAUAUUAUGACACUCAUUUGGGAUUUAGGAAUAACAAUAAUCUCUUCUAAUUUUUGUUUUGCUCAAUAUUUAAUGAAAGUAUAAUUUCUAGUGUCAUCAAAGGAAGGCAACAUGGAUGUGAAAACAGUAUAUUUUUAUAUUCUACUGUUUAAGGGCAGAGGAUAAGGGCUCCAUCACUCUUCCUCUUUGCAUAUGAGACAAUAUGUCUUGCAUUUCACUCAAGGCUCUGCCAGUUAAAAAAAAAAAGUAAUGAAAUUGUACCUUUCUAAUGACAUCUAUGCAGCAGGGGUCUAUUGCCUCAUGGAUGGCACCAAAUUAUCCAGUAUAUUAGGAGACCAGGGCUUUUUCCUUUAAUCCCUUCUUAUUAAUGAAGUGCAUAGCGCCGUUCCCCAGAGACAGCCGCUGACAGAUACACAAGCAGAGAGAUCAGAGAGGAAAGCUCAGGAAGACAUAAAAGAUUUAUAUGAGCAGUGGAACAAUGCCAACUGUCUGUUCCCUGAGGAGGAGAACACAGACAACCCCCAAAUUUCAGGUGGUCCAUAUACUGAAAAUGCAGUCUGUCAAAAACAGACUGUGAAAAGCAGAAAAGAAUCAUUUAGGCAGAUUUUGAGAGGAUUUUUUUUUUCUCGAACAUAAGACUCCAAUUUUAAAUUCAGGUUUCCUUUUUCUUACAAAAGUCCUACCCUUUCAUACUUAAAAAAAAAAAAAGUUUUCUGGAGCCUAAGUCACUGGUAAUUUUACAACUUGUUUCUGCCAUUUGAAACUACUCAUAAUUUUUUUUUCCCCUUUCAGCCAUCAGAGGGGUGUCCUGCCGCAGCUCACAGGCACUGUGGCCAGAGCUGCUCUCUGUUGGAGAUUCUAUAAGGAGAUUAGGAAUCUCUGGAAAACGUGCAUGAUAGAAAUGAGCUCACUUAUUAGAAGUCAGUUUCAAAAGGCACAACUCUUAAAGUGAAUCCAGGCAGUGUGGAACAGUCUAACCUCACUGAUGGUCGUGAACUUCCAAACGUGUACCUGAUUAGAGUGCUGGCAUUGAUCCUUGCGUGGCCCCUUGUUGCAUCCUGUUGACACUUCCCCACAAAUCACACAUCACAAAUCUGACAGAUAUACUGCCUUUGUGACAAGUGGAGGUCAUGGGCCGAAUAGACAACCUUAUAAAAACUACAAAAAGUUCUUAGCGUAAGACUUCAGGAUAUGUGAAUUUGGAACUUUCUGGAUCUGAAAGUAAUAAACUUUUCCCAGAAAACUCACAGAGUGAAAAUUAUUAGGAAAGAAUGGUUACGUACAAUUUGAAAGUGUAAUCUAACAAAACUCGCUCUCUUUACCUCAAAUUGUCUGAGUUCAUGUCUAGGUGUCAACGCUUUUUAGUACACCCUAAAUAACACAAACCUUUGAAACCCAUAAUUCUCAGAAAGAAAGGUUAGGCAUUUAACUUCAAAAAUCAAUAACUGUGGAUACUCACUUUUUACAAAUAACUACCCGUAGCCUGUGAAAAUAUAUACUGAAAAAAUCUGUACACCACAUGUCAUGAACACCAAAUUUAAAAGCAGUUAUACUGUAACACUUUUAAGUCAAAAAUCAAGAGCUGACUUAUAUAACCCAUUGUAAGGUAUUCCUAAAUUUUUUUUUCAAGUUUCAGGUUAAAUCAACAUAUAAUUUAUGGAAAUAUAUAAAUAAUUAUUUACCAUUUCAUGACCCAAUCAUAAUAACUUAUGAGAAACUAAGAAAAACAAAGUGAAUGUGUGGUUUUAUUCACAAUUAUUUAUUAACUAAAUAUUAUUCCAACAUUAAAGCUGAUGCUGAAGAGAUUUAAAUUGUAAUGUCUAAUAUUUGGAAAAAAUCUAUUAAAAGAAUUAGCAGUG
Meriones unguiculatus (Mongolian gerbil) is the source of this 5202-nucleotide messenger RNA. It is a transcript of the gene Aqp4, whose product is annotated as aquaporin 4. Gene Ontology annotation, cellular component: basolateral plasma membrane; plasma membrane. Gene Ontology annotation, biological process: transmembrane transport. Bases 167 to 1189 code for a protein of 340 amino acids. The transcript is spliced from 6 exons. Gene Ontology annotation, molecular function: water channel activity. The record is from RefSeq and is a predicted model, not a curated record. NCBI's taxonomy places the organism in Eukaryota, Metazoa, Chordata, Mammalia, Rodentia, Muridae.